AUGAAUCGAACUUUAUCUAAUUUAAAAAUUAGUUCAUUUUAUGAUGUUAAUCAUUUACAAAAAUAUGAAAUAUGUCGAAAACAAUCUGCAUGUUAUCUUCUUAUUCCACCACCACGUCCACCAACAAUACCUGAAUUAUUUUUAACAACAACAUGUAAAUUAUCAUUAAGUUCAUCAUCAACAUUUACAAAUUUUCGUCAACGUCCAAUAACAGAUUCAUCAUAUUUAACAAUUAUUUCAAUUAUUCUUGGUAUAUUAAUUGCUUUAACUUCAACUUGUCUUAUUUUAUUUUUACUCGGUGUUAAAUUUCGAUUUCGUUAUAAAUUAGGAUAUUAUCAUCGUCGUCAUCGAACAACACCAGAUAUCAAUAGUGUGAAUAGUAGCAUUCGAGAAACGAAUAACAGUGAUGUGACAUUUAUCAAAACAACAAAUACAAAUAGCAAUAUUGGCAGUAAUAGUAAUGGUGGCGGCGACGGAUGUGCAUCAUUCUCGAGUGUUAUACCAACAUCAUAUGAAUGUUCAACUCCAUUAACAACAACAACAACAAUAGCUCAUAAUCAAUAUCCAUCAUUAGCAAUGACAAAUAAUUCAAAUUUAAGUCUUCAUUUAUUACAUAGUCAACAAUAUUUAAAUUCUGAUGAAAUAUCAUUAUCUCAUCAUAAUUCAACAAAUAUUUAUGAAGAAAUUCGUCCAACAACAUUUGAUCAUCAUUGCUGUUGUUGUUCGUGUACACUUGCAUAUUAUCAAAAACAACAACAACAACAACAGCAACAACAAUGUAUUUCAAAUAAUCGUCAAUUAACACCACAUUAUUAUACAUGUGAACCACCAUCAUUAUCAACAACAUCGACUAUUGUAUGUCAAAGUUGUUUAUUAGAAACUUUACAUCGUAAACAACAAACAACAUCAACAAUCAAUUGUGCAUGUCGGAAUUUCUUUAUACCAAUCAAAUAA
Molecule: messenger RNA, 954 nt
Organism: Rotaria sp. Silwood1
Lineage: Eukaryota; Metazoa; Rotifera; Eurotatoria; Philodinida; Philodinidae
Source: the annotation of a GenBank genome assembly